Molecule: messenger RNA, 827 nt
Organism: Linum tenue
Lineage: Eukaryota; Viridiplantae; Streptophyta; Magnoliopsida; Malpighiales; Linaceae
Source: the annotation of a GenBank genome assembly
GCUAAGCCCUCCUUUCUCCCCAGAAGUGUGGCCGCUUAUAUUUAAACAGACCUUGAUUCUGCACUUCUUUCCUCACCACUACCACCAAUCAACACUAAAGCUAACAAGGAAAAGGGCAAAAAAGCAAUGAGCCUUCUAAGCGGGAAGCUGGAGGCAUGUUUUGCAAUCAGACUCCCAGCGAGUCAACACCACGAAAUCUUCAGUGCUAGGCCUCACCACGUCUCCAACAUGGCUCCUGGUAAGGUCAACAACUGCGCUGUCCACCAAGGCGAUUUGGGCCAAAAGGGCACCAUCAUUGAGUGGGACUAUAUCCAUGAGGGGGAGCAGAAGCUAGCCAAGGAAAUCAUAGAAGAAAUCGAUGACGUGAAUUUUUCGACCACGUUCAAGGUGAUCGAAGGCGAUGUUCUGAAGGAAUACAAGGAGCUGAAGCUGGUGGUUAAGGCAACUCCACAGUCGGAGGACACCACCAGCAUCAUCCACUGGACUGUGGAGUAUGAGAAGCUGAGCGAGGAAACCCCUGAGCCAAUCUCCGUUCUGCACCUUCUGGUUCAUCUCAGCAAAGAUAUCGAUGAUCACCAUGCCAACAAGUGAUCCGAUCGACUCCAAAUUAAAGGGUUAUUUGCCGUGUACCCUUAUUACUACUUUAAUUUGUGGUAACGUAAUGUUAUAUUGCUGAAGAAUCAUUAUGAUGUGUGGUUCUAUAUAUACGUGAUCCUGUGGAUUAUGGUAUGUAUAGUGAAAUUUGAAGGCCUUUGUUCUUUGUCUGCUGUGGCAUGCGGUUGGCCUUGUUGUUGUGCAAUAAAAAAAAAAUGUGUGCAUAGUUCUGG